CAAUAAAUUGUUGUAUGUGAUCUAUAUAAACUCAACUAAGUGAAGAGGAUCUCAACCAUAACGGCAAAGUAGUUAUUUAGAAUAGUUGUAUUCCUAUCCCCAGAAAAUCGACUGACCCACUCCGGCGGCUCUUCUCUCCCCGAGGAGGUGCCUCACUGCACAACACUUUUCCGACGGAGAAGCUUUCACUAGAACAAGGGGGGAAUGAGUUUGUUCUCCGACGAAGACGAAGGCGACGUAUUGGUGCCGCCGCCGAACUUCUCGGCGGUGGAAGAUUUCUGCAUUUACAGAUCAGGAUUCCCUCAGCCCUCCAAUUUCCCGUUUCUCCAGUCUCUCAAUCUUCGCUCCAUCAUAUAUUUGUGUCCGGAGCCCUACCCGGAAGAGAAUAAAGAGUUUCUUCGACUUAACAAAGUGAAGCUUUUUCAGUUCGGAAUGGAUGGCACAAAGGAGCCAUCAGCUAUUCCCACUACUGCCAUACAAGAUGCUUUGAAAGUCUUAAUUGAUGUGAGAAACCAUCCAGUCCUGAUCCAUUGCAAGCGUGGAAAGCACCGAACUGGCUGCCUUGUUGGGUGCCUGAGGAAACUGCAGAAUUGGUGUUUAUCAUCAGUGCUGGAAGAGUACAAGCAUUUUGCGGGUAAAAAGUGGAGAGAAACUGACUAUAGGUUUCUUGAGGCAUAUGAUGUCUCGUGUAUAAGGUAUUGCCUUCAGAGUAUCAUUUACCGCUACCAUAGCUCAAAGAAGAGGCGCUUAGUUUACGGAGAAGAGAGUAAAGAAAACCUGGGUAGUUUCUGUUUAGCAGGGGUGAUCUAUAUCAGGCUUUCUAAUUGAUUGAAGAAAGAUUGGAUUGCCCAUUAGUCCUUUUACUUCAAGAUUUUUGGGAGUUAUAUAUUUGUGUAGAUUUCUCUUAUGUUGUCAUUUAAUUGUACAAUAAUUGAAAUGCUAGUAACUUUGGCAUCUUCUUAGAA
Molecule: messenger RNA, 965 nt
Organism: Ipomoea nil (Japanese morning glory)
Lineage: Eukaryota; Viridiplantae; Streptophyta; Magnoliopsida; Solanales; Convolvulaceae
Product: probable tyrosine-protein phosphatase At1g05000
Exons: 5
Coding region: 205-828 (207 amino acids)
Biological process (GO): protein dephosphorylation
Cellular component (GO): cytoplasm
Molecular function (GO): phosphatase activity
Source: RefSeq, a predicted model, not a curated record